AUGCGAGGUGCUUUCGUUGGAGGUGGGAAGCCUGUGAGGGGUCUGCGGUGCCGACUCUGCGAUGCCUGGGUGCCCAGUGCCGGGGACAACUGGGCGGUGCACGUGGGGGGCAUCCGGCACCGCCGGGCCGUGGCCAGCGUGAGGCUGACCGGGGCGCCCGGCUCCCACGUCACCUCCAUCUUCGAGCGCCCGGAGGCCGUGGCCGGGCCUGCUGGGAGAACCGACCCCGCGCAACCUCCCGGCCAUGCACAAGCCGCCGGCGCCCGGCGCACCCCCCUCCUGGACACCGGGACGCUCCUCCUGGACACCCAGGCCGCCGUGGCUCUGGGUUACGACGGCGUGCUGAUCGAGCGGGCGCAGCGGGAGGCGGCGCGAUCCGCCGGGGUGGACCCUGCGCAGGCGCGGGACCUCCAGAGGGAGCUGCUGGCGGCGCUGGCGGACGUGGCUUCCCUCGGCGACAGACUCUACCAUCUGGCCGCGUCCCCGCUGACGGAGCUGGCCCUGGGCGCAGCGCUGGCCGCCAUGAAACGCACGCUGUGCAGCCAGGCCCACUGCCGCAGCCUGAGCCUGUCGCACCCGCUGCACCUCGCCGCGGCGGCCUCGCUGGCCCGCUCGCACGGCCUGCUGACGGCCUCCAGCCUGGUGCUGUCGGCCCCGCCCCUGGGUCACGGGCCGGGGCACCCCCUGCUCUGGCUGGCGGCCGCGCGGGUGGCGCUGCGCGCCCUGCGCUGCGCGCCCAGCGUCGGGACGCUGGUCCUGCGCCUCGGCGGCUGCGUCGCGGCGGGGCCCACCUCCGAGACGGCCUGCGGGCCGCUGCUGGGCGCGCUGCGCCGUGGGCUGGAGGAGCGCUGCAUGCUGCGCACGCUGCGCCUGGAUGCGGGGUGUGAGCUGCAGUACCUCUUCCUGCGGUCGGAGGUGCGCGCCUGGCCGGCCGCCGCCGCGGCGGGGGCGCGGCGCGUGCGGCUGGCGGUCCUCAUGGGCUCGCACGCGAGGCUGGGCAGGCGGUCGCCCCUGCGCCUGCUGCCGCCGGCCCUGCUGCAGGCCGUGCUGUGCGCGCUGGGGCCGCCCGGCAGCUGCUUGGUGGAGGUCCGGCGCUGCCUGCUGGAGCCCGAGGUUGGCGCGCCAUGA
Auxenochlorella protothecoides is the source of this 1128-nucleotide messenger RNA. RefSeq lists its product as hypothetical. Lineage: Eukaryota; Viridiplantae; Chlorophyta; Trebouxiophyceae; Chlorellales; Chlorellaceae. The record is from RefSeq and is a predicted model, not a curated record. Bases 1 to 1128 code for a protein of 375 amino acids. The transcript has 3 exons.